Molecule: messenger RNA, 4397 nt
Organism: Sapajus apella (tufted capuchin)
Lineage: Eukaryota; Metazoa; Chordata; Mammalia; Primates; Cebidae
Gene: NSUN6
Product: NOP2/Sun RNA methyltransferase 6
Exons: 12
Coding region: 548-1954 (468 amino acids)
Biological process (GO): RNA methylation
Molecular function (GO): methyltransferase activity; RNA binding
Source: RefSeq, a predicted model, not a curated record
UUAGGAACCUCCGGGGGCGUGACGUGGCGUAACGUUGGGGAAAUUUGCGGGUGCUGAUUGGGGGACCGGAAAAAGAGUGGACCGCAGGCGCCGGACGUGACGUAAGCCGGAAGCGACUUUCCGCCGAGAAAUAGGGGGCGCGUGUUUGGAAAUUGGUACAAAAGAUGGAAAGCGAGCGAGCUGCUGAUAGUCUGCGUUACUGAUUUGCGUCCGUCUCAGCACAGAUUCAAUUACUAAGCUUUUUUUUUUUUUUUUUUCUUUUUUUGGUUCUUUGCAACGUGAGUGGUAUUGGCUCAGUGAUUUCCGUGACCAUCUCCACGAGAAAACAUUACCUCGAUGAGGUGUGGUGGAGACCAGGCAGCCGCUUCUAAUCGGCUAGGUUUGAAAAAGCGUGGACUUAUCUCUGCAUCUCCGAAUUUAACUCAGCUUGAUCGGCUAGAUUUUCUUCAGUACCUGGUGUCAAGCCACUCGUCACUAUUAAUUCGCAAAGAGGAAAAAACACCGUUUUCCAGCAUUUCUCUUGGUGGAGAGCUAAACAACAGGGAAAAUGUCUGUUUUCCCUAAGAUAUCUUUGAGACCCGAGGUUGAAAACUAUCUUAAGGAAGGCUUUGUGAAUAAGGAGAUUGUGUCUGCUUUCGGUAAAGAAGCAGCAGAAAGGAAGUUUGAAACUUUAUUAAAGCACCUGUCACAUCCUCCAUCAUUCACAACUGUCAGAGUGAAUACACAUUUAGCCUCAGUACAACAUGUGAAAAAUCUGUUACUUGAUGAACUUCAAAAGCAGUUGAACGGAUUAAGUAUUCCUAUUCUUCAACAUCCAGACCUUCAGGAUGUCUUACUUAUUCCUGUUAUUGGACCCAGGAAGAAUAUUAAAAAACAACAGUGUGAAGCCAUUGUUGGACCCCAGUGUGGCAAUGCAGUGUUAAGAGGAGCCCAUGUCUAUGCCCCAGGAAUUGUGUCAGCAUCAAAAUUUAUGAAAGCUGGAGAUGUUAUAUCUGUAUACUCUGAUAUUAAAGGAAAAUGUAAGAAAGGAGCCAAAGAGUUUGAUGGAACAAAAGUAUUUCUUGGAAAUGGGAUUUCCGAACUAAGCCGCAAAGAAAUCUUCAGUGGGUUACCUGCACUGAAAGGCAUGGGCAUAAGAAUGACAGAACCAGUAUAUCUCAGCCCUUCAUUUGACAAUGUACUGCCCCGUUACUUAUUUUUACAAAAUUUGCCAUCUGCUGUAGUAACUCAUGUUCUAAAUCCUCAACCUGGUGAGAAGAUUCUAGACUUGUGUGCAGCACCUGGAGGUAAAACAACACACAUUGCAGCACUAAUGCAUGAUCAGGGAGAAGUUAUAGCGCUAGAUAAAAUCUUCAACAAAGUAGAAAAAAUAAAGCAGAAUGCAUUAUUGUUAGGACUGAAUUCCAUCAGGGCAUUCUGCUUUGACGGAACAAAGGCAAUUAAACUUGAUAUGGUGGACACAGAAGGGGAACCUCCGUUUCUACCAGAAACCUUUGACCGAAUUCUUCUGGAUGCACCCUGUAGUGGAAUGGGACAGAGACCAAACAUGGCCUGUACUUGGUCUUUGAAGGAAGUGGCCUCAUAUCAGCCAUUACAGCGAAAACUCUUCACUGUGGCAGUUCAGCUGCUGAAGCCAGGGGGUGUGCUGGUUUAUAGCACAUGCACUAUAACACUGGCUGAAAAUGAAGAGCAAGUUGCCUGGGCCCUCACAAAAUUUCCUUGUCUUCAGCUUCAGCCCCAGAAACCACAGAUUGGAGGAGAAGGAAUGAGGGGAGCUGGCCUCUCUUGUGAACAAUUGAAGCAGCUGCAGCGAUUUGAUCCAUCGGCUGUGCCAUUACCAGACACUGACAUAGACUCUCUGAGAGAGACCAGAAGAGAAGACAUGUUGCAGCUGGCUAAUAAGGACUCUAUAGGUUUUUUCAUUGCAAAAUUUGUAAAAAGCAAAAGCACUUAGGAGAGGAUGGAUCCUCAGAAAUGAAAAUUCCAAACAUUUGCUGUCUGUGGUUUUGUUUUUUUUUUUAAACCAAAGUGUUGUCAGGCCAACUGAAUGAUGACAUGGUUGCUAAGGAAACAGAAAAGGCUGCCAGCUGUUUUACCAGGGAUCCAGAGACAUAAGGAAGUAGAGGGUGGUAUGAGACUAUAUUUUUUAUUUUUAAAAGAAUUUUUUUAUGUAUUUAGUAGAGUAUAAAGAAAAGGAGAAAACUGUAGAUGUCUGGAGCAUAUUUUCAUUUGCGAUCUAAUGUUUUAAUUUGUAAAGAAUAUAAGUCAUUUUUAAUGUUAAAAAUCAGUGAAUCUAACAAAAGAAAUAAAUUAGCAAUAUUUGAUGUGGUUAUGAAAAGUGGUUUUUGUUCCCAGGAUCCUAAAUAGUAGUUUCUUAAGAACUCAGGGCAUGAGAAAUAAAACAUUUACUAUGUGUCAAUACUGGAGGUAAAUAUUUUACCUGACUUUCUAUCUGCUUAUUUGGUAAGUCAACCCAUUUGGAACGAAGUCUGGGCCUCCUCUAAAUGAUAGUGUACUAGACUAUCAUAGUCUAAAAUGAUAGUCUAUGUUUAAUGUUUUUUAUAAUUUUAAACAAAGUAAAAUGGGUAUUUACUUUGUAGAUUUAGAAAAUGAGAUUAUUCUGCAGUUUGGGUAAAUUAUGUAUUUGAAACAUGUAAGUUAUUAGAAACUGCUUGGUGAGAAAGAAAAAGCCAGCUCUGGCCCUGGGAAGUGGCCUGGCCUGACCCUUAUAGCUGGGCUUUGUGUUCUCCUGUUGAACAUAAACAUUUCACUUAACACCAACAGCAGACAAGGCAGCUGGACCUAUCAUAGAUCCAGACAACAAAGACCACAGUCAAGUCUGGACUCAGACAAAAAAACAGAUCAUCCUUCGAGCUGCAAAAAUGGAUCCAAGCAUCCCACUGUAGUGGCCAAUGUUUUCUUUAGGACUUUCUCAUAACUAUUUAUUGUAUCCAUAAGGAUUGCAAGGUCUCUUGGAUCAGGUAAGACCUUUAGAUGGCCUCUUCCUUAAAGUAGUCUUUCUUGAAUACCCUUCCGUGAGGUUGGAUAGGUACUGCUCCCCUUCUCUCUGCCUUCUAGCACCCACAUCUAAUGUUCUCCUGGCACUUACUACACUCUGAUUCAACUAUUCUAGCCAUGCCGCUGAAGCCUCACCCCCACACUUGAAAAACAUCCUCCAGGCAGAGACCCUGUCCUGCCUUUUCUCUCCAUCGCAGCUUCAGAGCAGUCAAUAGAUACUUACUGUUUGAGAGAAAAAUUACUUCAAGCAAGCAAGCGUGUGUCUCUCUUACAUCCCUCAUUCUGCCUUAUAUCCUGUAGAUGUCAUUUCACUAAAGAGCCCUGUGUGACUUAUCUUUUCAGGGCUCAGCAUACCUCCUUAAACUUUAAAUGUGUUUUAAGAAGCUCUACAAAAAUCAUUUUCUGUCAUGCUUGCUGCAAAUCCUUAUUUGCUAAGCUGCGAUGAAAAUCGCAGAAAAUUAGCGUAGCAACAAACCUGUACUCAUGUAGAUGUUUGAUUAAUACCAACAGAUAUCAAAAUACAACCAAUGCCAGCAAAUAGAAGAAAAAUACUUACAUAAUGAAAACACGACAAAGAACACUGUUCAGAAUUGUUCCUUAAACAUAGCCAAUUUUUAGUGGGUUUCUACCUUUCAAAAACUUACGCAAAUGGAAAAUCACAUAAUCUUAAGGGACAUAGAAAUACUAGGAAAAAAUGUAGUAAGAAGGUGAAAAAAUCAGGGAAAUGUGAAGGAAAAUUACUAUGUAUGUUAACAUUUAGUAUUAACAUUUCUAUGAAACAGAAAAAAUUCUUAAGUUCAACAGUGAGUACAUUUACUUCAAAACGCUGCAUCAUGUUUUAGUUGAAAGAAGCAAAGUACACAUAGUUGAAAGUACAACGUAGCAGAAAUUAAACACUUGAUCCAGAACCCAUCAGGGACCCAGAUUAUUCUACUACAGCUCAGAUUUUAAAAAAUAUUGUAUCUACCUUGCGCUUUUUUAAACGGUAUAGGAAGUAAUAGGAAGAUUACUCAAAGAACAUAAAGUGCUUAGCAUUGCCCUUAAGAAAGAUGCCCCAUAGGUGGGAAGUGAAUAUUUAAUAUAGUCUCAACUACAUCAAUCAUUCCUGAGAUGGCAAUUAAUACUACUGAUAAACAGUGCAGAAGCCAGCUCUUUAUUUGUUUUAUAUGAAUUACUUUAAACCAGGUUUGUUAGACAGUUCAGUGUAGCUGACAGUGAAUGUUGCUGUAACAGGAAUGCAUAGCAGACCAUGUUAAAAAUGUGGCAUUGUCCCAAAAUACAACGUGACUAAGACAUCCUACAUUUAGCAGCACCUUUUUGUAACAGUAACUUAAAUGAGCAGUGGAGAAAGAGCAUAGGAAAGACUGAAAUGGGUAGGA